Messenger RNA from Durotheca rogersii, 2527 nucleotides. Its product is annotated as fumarate hydratase. Gene Ontology annotation, biological process: tricarboxylic acid cycle; fumarate metabolic process; malate metabolic process. The coding region runs from base 413 to 2041 and encodes 542 amino acids. The record is from RefSeq and is a predicted model, not a curated record. Gene Ontology annotation, molecular function: fumarate hydratase activity. The transcript has 4 exons. Gene Ontology annotation, cellular component: mitochondrion; tricarboxylic acid cycle heteromeric enzyme complex. Lineage: Eukaryota; Fungi; Ascomycota; Sordariomycetes; Xylariales; Xylariaceae.
UUGCCAUCGAGGCGGCUGGCCGGAGUGGUGGAACCGACCGCCCUACCUAGUUGCUGAAGCCUUUCACAGCUUAAAACGGCCCGGCAAACCUGCAAGUUCCUAGGACUAGGGUUUAGGUAGGUACCUACCUACUUCGCGCGCCCGAUGCGAGCGCCGAUGGUGGAAGCGGGAAUUUAGGAAACGCGCUCGGCGGCUCUCACGGGAUCAGCUUUUGGAGGUCUCCGAGGUAGAGACACUAUAGAAAGCCUAAGCUUCAGGCGGCGGGCCGCGACAAAGACCCCGUCUCCUGCCACUCGUCCCCCAAAGGAGACAUCGGCCCGUCACCUGACAGAGCGCAGCCAAUUGGCCGCUCUCCCCCUCUUCCCGUCGUCCUGAGAACCUUUUGGGGUGCGCCUUCGUGUGCGGCGCAACCAUGCUGCGAUCAGUAGCACCUGCGGCGGCCGGCCAAGCUAGGAGCCUGCUGGGGCCGAGGACCGCUCCACGGCUGCUCGACACGUGCAAAUCUGCCUUCUCCUCAUCCUCCACAUCGUCGUCAUAUGCCCCAUCGAGGCCUCUUCUCAGCAGCAGCACCUACAGCAACCCCCCCCUGUGCUUCCAGAGAAACCUGCACGCCACAUCGACGAGAAUGGCUGCCAACACCAGAACCGAGAGCGACGCCUUUGGCGAGAUCCAGGUGCCCGCCGGCAAGUAUUGGGGUGCCCAGACGGAGCGCUCCCUCUCCAACUUCCGCAUCAACCAACCCCAGGACCGGAUGCCGCCUCCGAUUGUGAAGGCGUUCGGUAUAUUGAAAGGCGCUGCUGCCACCGUUAAUAUGCGGUACGGACUGGAUGAGAAAAUUGGCAAGGCCAUCCAGCAGGCUGCCGCCGAGGUGGCCGACCUCAAGCUCCUCGACCACUUCCCCCUCGUUGUCUGGCAGACCGGCUCCGGCACCCAGUCCAACAUGAACGCCAACGAGGUCAUCUCAAACCGAGCCAUCGAGAUCCUCGGCGGCGUCAAGGGCAGCAAGAAGCCGGUCCACCCGAACGAUCACGUCAACCGCUCGGCUUCGUCGAACGAUACCUUCCCCACCGUCAUGCACAUCGCCGCCGUCCUCGAGAUCGAAGGGAAGCUGUUGCCUUCUCUCAAGAGCCUUCGCGAUGCGCUGCAGAAGAAGGUCGACGACUUCAACGCCAAGAACAUUAUCAAGAUUGGAAGGACCCACCUUCAGGAUGCCACCCCCCUGACUCUAGCCCAAGAGUUCUCGGGGUACGUAGCUCAGCUGGACUUUGGCAUCAAGCGAGUGGAGAGCUCCUUGCCGGAUCUGCGGCUCCUCGCCCAGGGCGGCACUGCCGUCGGCACGGGCAUCAACACCUUCGAGGGCUUCGCGGAGGCGAUCGCCGCCGAGGUCAGCAAGAUGACAGGAACCGAGUUCAAGACGGCGCCGAACAAAUUCGAAGCGCUCGCCGCGCACGAUGCCAUCGUUCAGGCCUCGGGGUCCCUCAACACCCUAGCUGCGUCGCUCACCAAGAUCGCUCAAGAUAUCCGAUAUCUUGGUAGCGGUCCUCGCUGCGGUCUCGGCGAGCUGAUCCUGCCGGAGAACGAGCCGGGCUCGAGCAUUAUGCCGGGCAAGGUCAACCCGACCCAAUGUGAGGCAUUGACGAUGGUCUGCGCUCAGGUGAUGGGUAACCACGUCGCCACGACGAUCGGCGGCAUGAACGGCCAGUUCGAGCUCAACGUCUACAAGCCCCUCGUCAUCCGGAACCUGCUGCACAGCGUGAGGAUCUUGGCGGACGGCAUGCGCUCGUUCGAGAAGAACCUGGUGGAGGGCCUGCAGGCCAAUGAGGAGAAGAUAGCUAGCAUCAUGAAGGAAUCGCUUAUGCUCGUUACCUGCCUCAACCCCAAGAUUGGCUACGACAUGGCAUCCAAGGUGGCUAAGAACGCGCACAAGAAGGGCCUGACCCUGAAGGAAAGCGCAAUGGAGCUCGACGCCCUCACCUCGGACGAGUUCGACACCCUCGUCAAGCCGGAGCUCAUGGUCGGGCCAAAGCCUUACAAGGGUUAGACACCGGCAUUAGGCAGUCGAACCCGCGGUACAUUACGUCCAAGGCGAGCUAGGCGAGCUCGACAAGCUCGACAAGGAAACUAACCACUAGCUUGUCGCCGCCAAUCGCGCCAAUGAUAGACCAAUGCGUCUCUAGCAAGACCCCACGAGAAGGGUCGGUGGCGGCGCCAGUCUUACUGUGCACGCAGACAGAGUACGGCGCGAGUGUACAUAGAACCUUGUAAUAAAAAAAAAGAGGGAAAGAAAGAAAUAGAAGAUGAAGGUAUUGCCGAUAUUCGACAACCUUACCGACUAACUCGUAAAAACCCGAGGCUCAGGGGGGAGGUUAGACGGAGCCGAUACGAAGAACAAAGGGUUAACCCGCUCGUUGACUCCGUCCGUGCUAACAGCAUCGAUCAGAGCGCCCCUGCGACGGAGAUUGAGCUACCUAUGUACAUACGCUAGUAGGUGAGCAAGUAGGGAAUGGAGUUCUCGUCGAUGUGGACG